Cladophialophora psammophila CBS 110553 is the source of this 1335-nucleotide messenger RNA. RefSeq lists its product as uncharacterized. Bases 1 to 1335 code for a protein of 444 amino acids. The transcript has a single exon. Gene Ontology annotation, biological process: retrograde transport, endosome to Golgi. NCBI's taxonomy places the organism in Eukaryota, Fungi, Ascomycota, Eurotiomycetes, Chaetothyriales, Herpotrichiellaceae. Gene Ontology annotation, cellular component: late endosome; cytoplasm. Gene Ontology annotation, molecular function: oxidoreductase activity. The record is from RefSeq and is a predicted model, not a curated record.
AUGGCCGAGCUCGAGCAGAAAAAGUCGAUAGUGAUUGUCGGUGGCGGCAUUAUCGGCUGCACGACUGCCUACUUCCUCACUCGCCAUCCCAAAUACAACCUAGAUUUGCACUCAAUCCAUCUUGUUGAGGCAACAGGGAUCGCCAGCGGUGCGUCGGGCAAGGCUGGUGGCCUGUUGGCUUUAUGGGCGUAUCCGUCGUGCCUGGUGCCGCUGAGUUUCAAGUUACAUUCGGAACUCGCCAAGGAACACGGAGGGGAGCAGAGAUGGGGCUAUAGAGGCGUGGGUGUUGGCCAGAUUGAGAUGAAGGGACGGCAUGUCAGUAGCCAGGCGAAAGUGAUUACCCAGAAAGGGCCGGUGGAUGGCGAAGCAAGUGGAGGCGGCAUGGGCAAAGAUGAGGACAUCAGAGGGGUGCACAGGGCAGAUGUUGCCAGCGAUGGCAACGUCGAUUCCACCCGCGUCAGUCUCCAAAAGCGAAGCAAAGAAUCCUACGCCAAUCUACGCAGCAUGGGCCUCCCGGAUGAUCUCGACUGGAUCGCAGAAGAAUGUGUCUUGGGUUAUGAAUCAAUGGGCUCGCAUAAAGACACGGCGCAGGUCCAUCCAUAUCAGUUUACCACGUCGAUGGCAAAGCUUGCAGAGGAAAAAGGCGCCCGACUCAUCCUGGGGAGCGUCAGCAACAUCGAGCCUGCGUCUGGGGAUGGAGGAGAGCACACGGUAAGAUAUACCGAUACCUCUACAAACGAAUCGAAGUCCAUCCUCGCAACAGAUGUCAUCGUCACUGCCGGGCCGUGGACGAAGACCGUCUGGCCGGGGACCCCAAUCGGUGCAUUGCGCGCCCACAGUGUAACCAUCCGCCCUUCGAGACCCGUCAGCGCAUACUGCUUGUUCACGUCUCUCUCGCUGCCCAAGAAUUUCAAGGAAGGCGCAAAAUCCCGCGCCAGCCACGUCACGCCUGAGAUCUAUGCGCGGCCGAACAACGAAGUCUACGCGUGUGGCGAGGGCGAUCACCUGGUGCCGCUGCCAAAAUCCACGGCCGAGGUCCAGGUGGACCACGGUCGCUGCCAAGAUAUCGUCGACUAUUGCGCCAGUGUCUCCGACGAGAUGCGCGACGGCACCGUCUUGGUCAGGCAAGCGUGUUACUUGCCGCAGGUAGAGACGGGUGGCGGCCCGUUGGUGGGCUUGACCGGCGUCAAGGGCGUGUAUAUCGCCGCGGGACAUACAUGUUGGGGCAUCCAGAACGGGCCCGGCACCGGGAAGGUGAUGAGUGAGUUCGUGUUUGAUGGCAAGGCGGUUAGUGCGAAUGUGAGUAGCUUGAACCCCAGGAGGGUGCUGACAUAA